Canariomyces notabilis is the source of this 474-nucleotide messenger RNA. RefSeq lists its product as uncharacterized. Bases 1 to 474 code for a protein of 157 amino acids. The transcript is spliced from 5 exons. NCBI's taxonomy places the organism in Eukaryota, Fungi, Ascomycota, Sordariomycetes, Sordariales, Chaetomiaceae. The record is from RefSeq and is a predicted model, not a curated record.
AUGAGCCCCAAAGUCCUUGUAACUGGAGUAACUGGCUACAUUGGGGGCGAUGCCUUCCAUGCUCUUUAUGAGGCCAAUCCGGACUUCGAUUACACCCUGGUUGUGCGCAACAAGGAGCGCGAGGAGCUGGUGCGCCGAAAGUAUCCCAACACAGACAUCAAGAUUGUCUAUCCAGGAGCUGCCAGCCCGGCCAUGUCUCUGGCUGACGUCUUGGAGGAGGAAGCCAGAAAGGCGGAUAUCGUCCUCCACACGGCUAAAUCUGCAGACGACGCUGUCCAAGCCAAAGCCAUCCUAAGGGGCCUGCAAGCCGCCGGCCGCUCACCUGAGCACCCGGCAUACUGGAUCCACGUCAGCGGGACUGGAAUUCUACAAUGGUACGACCAAACCCACAACCGCGUCGGGCAACUCCCCCUCCCCUCCGAAAAAUACGACGACAUAGCCGACAUCGACCGGAUCCUCACCCUCCUAGACUAA